AAGUGGUAGAAAAUAAGAACAUACACCGGAAGUUUAUAAUCGUUAAGUAAACGCAUGGCUCCAAGUUGUUGGGUUCAUAAUUAUAACUGAGAAUGUCACUACAAACUUCUAGACCACCAAUGACUGUGGAUAAAGAGAAAAAGAAGAAGGAGAGUAUCCUUGACCUCUCUAAAUACUUGGAGAAACCGAUUCGGGUGAAAUUCAGUGGUGGACGAGAAGCGUCAGGAGUUCUGAAAGGUUUUGAUCCUCUGCUCAAUCUUGUACUUGACGGGACGACAGAAUUCCUCCGAGACCCAGAUGACCCGUUCAAACUGACAGAAGACACGCGUCACCUUGGUCUGGUGGUGUGUCGUGGUACGGCUGUCGUUCUCAUCUGUCCACAGGACGGGAUGGAGGCCAUCGCUAACCCCUUCGUGCAGCAGGAUAGCUGAGGACUGUGUCGCUUAAUUACAAUCAUACUUAGGGCUGUUCCAAAAUUUAUCACAUAGGGAGGGUUAGGGGAUGGUGUGAGAGAGGUAAUAUUUUGGUAUACCCACCGUAUAUAAAUUUAAAUUUAAAUUAAAUCCACCUGAUAUGCAGUCGGUCUAGGAUCGAUCCCCGUCGGUAGACCCAUUGGGUUACAUGUAUUUCUCGAUCCAGC
Molecule: messenger RNA, 640 nt
Organism: Gigantopelta aegis
Lineage: Eukaryota; Metazoa; Mollusca; Gastropoda; Neomphalida; Peltospiridae
Product: U6 snRNA-associated Sm-like protein LSm7
Exons: 4
Coding region: 93-431 (112 amino acids)
Biological process (GO): mRNA splicing, via spliceosome; nuclear-transcribed mRNA catabolic process
Cellular component (GO): Lsm1-7-Pat1 complex; catalytic step 2 spliceosome; spliceosomal tri-snRNP complex
Molecular function (GO): RNA binding
Source: RefSeq, a predicted model, not a curated record